Fraxinus pennsylvanica is the source of this 1272-nucleotide messenger RNA. Lineage: Eukaryota; Viridiplantae; Streptophyta; Magnoliopsida; Lamiales; Oleaceae. The record is from the annotation of a GenBank genome assembly.
AUGGAGAAACUCCGUCCACUGGACGAAGACAUUUCUCCAUGUCUCUGUCCAGUGGACGGAAGACACGGAACUCCGUCCGCUGGACGGAAAACUGGAGAAAUGUCUCCGUCCAGUGGACGAAGUUCCGUGUCUCCAUCCAACUGUGUCUCCGCGCCGAGCAUAAAGACACGAGAAUGUGCCUCCGUACCCGGCACAGAGAUCCAGCAUGUCUCCUUUUUUUUUGUGCUCCAACUGGAAGGAAAAAAAGAAAGAGGUGGCUCAGGAGGACUAAACAAACUAUGUGGUGUUUCUCUGAAAUACAAACCAUCUAAGGGCAACCGACUCUGCCAAGGACUGAGGAAGAUUUGCAAUAGGGUAUAUUCCAGCAGCAGUGCUCAGAAAAGUACUUCAUGCCCAAAUGUGUCCAUUGUCGUUCGUAAAAUAUUGGAACAGGCUCAACAAAAUGAUGUUCGAAUUGGCGCCAAGCUCGUUCGCCUUCAUUUCCACGAUUGCUUUGUCGAUGGCUGCGAUGGCUCAAUUUUGCUAGAUAAUGCAGAUGGCAUACAGAGCGAAAAAGAUGCUCUUCCCAACAUUAAUUCAGCCGCUGGAUUCGAUGUUGUUGACGACAUAAAAACAGCAUUGGAGAACGUUUGUCCUGGUGUCGUCUCCUGUGCAGAUAUUUUAGCCCUGGCUUCUCAAAUUUCAGUAACCCUGGGAGGAGGUCCAUCAUGGGAAGUUCCUCUAGGCAGAAGGGAUAGCAGAACAGCAAACCCAGCAGGGGCCAAUAGUGACCUUCCUGGCCCUUUCGAGAGCCUUAGUAACGUCACAUCCAAGUUCGACAAUAAGGGUCUUGAUUCCACUGAUUUAGUUGCUUUAUCAGGUGCUCAUACUUUUGGAAGAGCCAAAUGCAGUUCUUUCAGCCCCCGGCUUUACAGUUUCAGCAACACGGGGAACCCUGACCCGAGCAUGGACCCUGCCUACCGGGAUACAUUACGUCAAACUUGUCCUCAAGGUGGAAACGCAGAUACCUUAGCUAAUCUUGAUCCUUCGAGUCCUGAUGGUUUUGACAACGACUACUUCACGAACCUCCAGAGCAACAGGGGACUUCUUCAGACGGAUCAAGAAUUGUUCUCAACAAGUGGAGCUGAUACCGUUGCUAUAGUCAACCGAUUUGGGAAUAGCCAGAGUGAAUUUUUCGAUGCUUUUGUUCAGUCCAUGAUAAAGAUGGGAAAUAUAAGUCCACUGACAGGAAACAAUGGAGAAAUCAGGGCUGAUUGCAAACGCGUUAAUUAG